Molecule: messenger RNA, 579 nt
Organism: Ectocarpus siliculosus
Lineage: Eukaryota; Phaeophyceae; Ectocarpales; Ectocarpaceae
Source: the annotation of a GenBank genome assembly
AUGUCGACUCGGUCUCAAACACACUGGCCUCAAGCUCGGGCCCAAACGGCGAAUCUCCCACAACCCGACCGAACAAGAAGCGAAAGGGGUACUCUUCGGGCAACAACAGCAAGAUCUCGAGCUAGGGAUGCCAGCUCUCGACGACGAGGCGAUGCACGCUCCGGGAUAUUUCUUCCUCAAGUUAAAUUCGAAGCAGAUGAGAACAGCAAGUUCUACACCGCUUCACCGGUGUGCACCCUGAGUAGAAUUUUCUCAGACUCCAGUCUCAUCCAACCUUCUUGGCCCAAAGUGGCAACAUCACCUUGGGGGGAGGCUGCUAGAGUGACUGGGGGAUACGGCGAAAGACUGUUGAACGGAGCAAACUCGGUCGAGUCUCCCGACUUCAUGCUUAGCAAGGUGUACGGGCGACCCAUCGAAAAGAUCGACAAGCCUCGUCUACUCAAGAUGCACCUGGGGAAACAGAUCAUCGCGGAACCUGAGGUACCAGAGACAGACCUUGCAGGCGGGCCUCUGGAUUGGGGUGGCAUGGCAGUAACUGGCUCAGGCGUAUCGGUCCCCCACGAUCCUCGACUCCGCUGA